AAUGGCUCUUCAGGUCGAUGGUGACGUGAGCCGCUGGAGUGUUCAGCAGGUGGGCCAGUGGCUGGAGACGGAGGGCUUCCCUGACUAUGUGCCAAUACUGUGUGACCAACACCGUCUGGAUGGCCAGAGUCUUCUGAGCCUGAGGGAGGAUGACCUGCGCAAGCCUCCCCUGCAGAUGACCGUGCUGGGGGAUAUUAAGAGAAUCAUACUGGCAGUGCACAGGUUGCAGAGCAAGAAUCCUUCAGCCAUGCAGGAGCUGGGACUGACCCACUCAGAUGGAUACCCUUCACUGGGGACCACCACGCAGUGCCAUGGCAGACACCCACACGGAGGGGCAUGCGAGGGCACAGUAGUGUCCGGACUGCAGGCACCCUGCCAGGGAAAUGGGCACCAUCAUCAUCAUCAUCACAGUCCAAGCCCAGAGCCCUGGCAUCUGUCCAACGGGAAAUGGAAGGAUGAAGAGUUAGAUCCUGAGUACUGGAAGACGGCCCUCAGUGUUGUCUACUUCUUGUUUGUUUGUGGUGUCACCGCCUUCGUCAUGGUGAUUGUACACGAGCGGGUACCCGACAUGCGCACAUAUCCUCCCCUUCCUGAUAUUUUCCUGGACAGUGUACCCAGAAUCCCAUGGGCCUUCGCCAUGGCUGAAGCAUGUGGACUAACCCUUUGUACCAUGUGGAUCCUGGUGCUGCUAUUACAUAAGCACAGGUCCAUUUUAUUCCGCCGCCUGUGCUCCUUGGUGGGGACUGUGUUCCUCCUGCGCUGCAUCACCAUGCUCAUCACGUCGCUCUCGGUGCCAGGCCUUCACUUACAGUGUUCAGCAAAGGUGGAUCUUGACAACUGGGGAAAGAUACAGAGAGCGCUGACCAUCUGGUCCGGCAUGGGGAUGACUUUGACUGGAGUUCACACCUGUGGAGAUUACAUGUUCAGUGGGCACACGGUGGUCCUCACCAUGCUCAACUUCUUCAUUACUGAGUACACUCCACGAGGCUGGUAUUUCGUUCACACUGUGUCCUGGGUGUUGAAUCUGUUCGGGAUCUUCUUCAUCCUUGCUGCGCAUGAGCACUACUCCAUCGACGUGUUCGUGGCCUUCUACCUGACCACGCGGCUGUUCCUGUACUACCACACGCUGGCCAACACACGGGCCUACCAGAGGAGCCGCAGGGCGCGGGUGUGGUUCCCCCUCUUCUCCUUCUUUGAGUGCAAUGUGGACGGGCCCGUGCCCAACAGGUUCUGCUGGCCGUUCUCCAGACCACAUCUUCUGAAGAUAAUUAUUGGCUAGAGAACAAAGGGAAGGGUGUGUUUGGUGUGUCAGACAGGGAACGCUGGAUUGGACUGGAUGGGACUGGUUGGUGAAACCUGAAUGUGUGUGUGGACAGACAAUGUUUUGUCCACAUACUUUAUGUCACACAAGGUUUCAGUUAUCUGUGAUUUACCACGCUCAGAAAAUGUUUUAAAUGGUUAUAUGG
This is a messenger RNA of Clupea harengus (Atlantic herring), 1466 nucleotides long. RefSeq names its product sphingomyelin synthase-related protein 1. Gene Ontology annotation, biological process: ceramide biosynthetic process. Gene Ontology annotation, cellular component: plasma membrane; endoplasmic reticulum membrane; Golgi membrane. NCBI's taxonomy places the organism in Eukaryota, Metazoa, Chordata, Actinopteri, Clupeiformes, Clupeidae. The record is from RefSeq and is a predicted model, not a curated record. Gene Ontology annotation, molecular function: ceramide cholinephosphotransferase activity; protein binding; sphingomyelin synthase activity.